AAGGGACUGAGAAUGUGGGGGUGUGAAUGGUUGAUGAAACUGCUGUAACAGAAAACUCUUGACAUUUUGUUGUCGUUCCUUCAGUCAGACGCGUAAACUUCAGCUGCUCGCUGACGUCAGUCCUGCAGGUUCUCGGUCAGUCUGUUGCUGGAUCCUGGUUCCGGUCUGUCCUGUUACCGCUGGACGCGGUUCUGUUUUCUGCAGGUCUAUCCUGAGCUGAGCACGGGCUAGGCCUAGUCUGACCAACAGGGACGAGCCUCGGUGUCUCCUGCAGAGAGUGUCCGCGAAGCGACGACUGAUCCCCGGAAAAGAGGCGCUGCGAUGGACCGACCAAGCAGAAAUGCUUCAGUGGAGCACUACAAGGCUGCCAUGCUGCUGAGCGGUGCCGGUGAUGCUCUGGGCUACAAGAAUCAGCUGUGGGAGUACAACGAGUCUGGACCAGCAAUUCACCAGGAGCUGCAGGAACUCGGUGGUCUGAAGAGCAUCAAGGUCGAGCUUCCUGAUUGGCCGGUGAGCGACGAUACAGUUCUGCAUCUUGCGACGGCUGAAGGACUGGCAACAGGGAAGACAGGCGAGGAGCUCCUGCAUGAGGUGGCUGCGCGCUACGUGGAGGGAAUGAAAGACAUGGACGGGAGGAAACCAGGGCCUUCCAGCAUUCUGGGUGUUUCCCAGCUAAAGCCUGGAGAAGAAGGGGGCUUCAGAGUACCGUACAACCCUGAGGGGACCGGCUGUGGAGCAGCGAUGAGGUCCAUGUGCAUCGGCCUGAAGUACCCGAGACCGGACCAGCUGCUCUCAUUAGUGGCCGUUGCUGUGGAGACGGGCAGGAUGACCCAUCCUCACCCCACCGGCUUUCUGGGAGCUGUAGCAUCGGCUCUUUUCACCGCCUACGCCGUCCAGCGCAGGCCAAUCACCACCUGGGGUCUGGGGCUGAUCAACGAGGCCUGUCCCAUAGCCAAAGUGUUUGUGCAGGGCCGGGAGUUUGCCGUGGAGGAGACGGAGAGGGACUGGGGAUACUUUUGUGACAAGUGGCAGUGGUACCUGGACACGAGGGGUAUCUCUAACGGAGUGGGACCUGUCAUCUGGCCCCCCGCGUACGGUCCGGCAGAGAGGGACGAGGCCUACAAGAGCUUCAGUUUGUCCGGCUGGGCCGGACGGAGUGGCCACGACGCCCCGAUGAUAGCGCUGGACGCCCUGUUGGGAGCAGGUCCAGACUGGGAGGAGCUGAUGAGCAGAGCCGCCUUUCAUGGAGGUGACAGUGACAGCACCGCAGUGAUUGCUGCCUGCUGCUGGGGUCUCCUCUAUGGCACCAAAGGGGUUCCUGAAGGCAACUACUGCAACCUGGAGUACCGGGACCGACUGGAGCGUUGUGGCGAGCAGCUGUACGCCCUGUCACAAUGACCUGCUCCCAGAGUCAGGUUUGUCCGGCUGAGGAGAAUCUAGGCCGGGCUGACGCAUUCUGUAGCGCGUCCAUCUGGAGGGCUGUCACUGAGCCGCAAAGUGUGCUGGAAGAGAGAACUGCUGACCCACUAACCCAUUGUCACUUCUGCCAUAACAAGGACACUGCGCCACACGAUGAAGGCCAAGAGGACGGCGUGCACAGGGGUCCCCCUAGUGCCCGUUCUGGAGUGAGCAAGCGUUGAUGUUCCACAGAACAAAUUCAAACUAAUGGCAAUAAGAAGCUCAUGUAAACACGGCCCUCAGAGGUAAUGACUUCACUUUGUCGACGGGAAAUAAACGCAAAUUCUUGUGAGCUUUAAAUGAAAUCCUCUCCUGCAGUAACUGAAAUGUAAAAAAACAAACAAAAAAAACAUCUCAACAGCUCAGAAGAUGCAUCGAAAACCCACAGAAUGAGCACUGACUGCAUCCGACGCAACAUGGAAAUAAAUGUAAAAACCAA
Messenger RNA from Oryzias latipes (Japanese medaka), 1897 nucleotides. RefSeq names its product ADP-ribosylarginine hydrolase (gene adprh). Lineage: Eukaryota; Metazoa; Chordata; Actinopteri; Beloniformes; Adrianichthyidae. The record is from RefSeq and is a predicted model, not a curated record.